AUGUCAUCAUCAAGUAAUGGAACAAUAAGUGUUGAUUCAUUAGCCGAAGUAUUUCGGUGUUUCAUUUGUAUGGAAAAAUUAUGCGAUGCUCGUCUUUGUCCACAUUGUUCAAAACUUUGUUGUUAUCCAUGUAUUCGAAGAUGGCUUACUGAUCAACAUCAACAAUGUCCACAUUGUCGAGCUACACUUCGUUUACACGAUCUUGUUAAUUGUCGAUGGGCUGAAGAAGUAACUACACAAAUUGAUAAUUUAAAAAUUAAUGAAAUAAGUAAACAAAAUCAUGAAGAAAAAGAUAAAUGUGAAUUACAUAAAGAAACAUUGACUGUCUAUUGUUCAUCAUGUUCAAAAUGUAUUUGUCAUCAAUGUGCUUUAUUUAAUGGAUCACAUACAAGUCAUCAUUUUCUCCCACUGAAUGAUGUUUAUAAAACAAAUAUAUCUAUUGUUAAUGAACGUCUUGGACAAUUAAAACGACAUCAUGUUGAACUUAUUUGUUUAAUACAAGAUAUUGAAAGAAAUGUUGAAAAUGUUAAAGCAGCAAAAGAUGAAAGAUUUCGAGAAAUACGAAAUGUUAUGUAUGCAAUGCAAGCUAAACUUGAUGAACAAUGUAAAAUAAAAUUAAAUAUUCUUAAUGCUCAACGUAUUAAAUUGUCAUGUGAAAGUGAAUUAAUUGAAAAAUCUCUUCAUGAUAUUGAACAUCGUAUAUCAAACAAUGGUAAAGCUGAAGUCAUUGAUAAGCAACAAGAUUUACUUAAUACCAUCAAGAUGAUUUGUACAAAAUCAGAGACAAGUUUCGUUCCAACAUCUAUUUCAUAUGAUUUUCCCAGUGAAGUCAUUCCUCAAUAUAAAUCAAGUACAUUUAUUAUAAGAAAUUUUUCCAUUCUUCAACAAAAUCUUGAUCCAGUUUAUAGUCAAUCAUUAUAUGUAAAUGGUUUAACAUGGCGUUUAAAAGUCUAUCCAAAUGGUAAUGGUACUGUACAAAAUACUUAUUUAUCUGUAUUUCUUGAAUUAACUAAUGGUUUAAAUGAAUCAUCUAAAUAUGAAUAUCGUAUUGAAAUGAUUUAUCAAUUAAAUAAAGAUUCAUCAAAAAAUAUUAUUCGAGAAUUUACAUCAGAUUUUGAAGUUGGAGAAGCUUGGGGCUAUAAUCGAUAUUUUUUACUUAAUGCAUUGAUACCCGAAGGCUUUCAUGAUAUAGUUAAUGAUACAUUAAUGUUACGUUUUUAUGUACGACCACUAACAUAUCAACAAGAAUCUCAUGAUCAACAAUGGUAUAUUAAAUAUUUAGAAAAUAAUAAUCAACAAUUAAAUAAUGAAAUAAAAACUUUACGUGAAAAAAUUCUUUCUCUUACACCAAACAACAAUAAUAAUAAAGAAAUAUGUUCCACAGAAACAAAUCAUGAGAAUCAUGAACAAGAAAAUCCAACAGAAACAGCUAUUGAUAUAAAUGAAAUCGACGAUAAUGAUGAUGAUGAUGAUGAUGAUGAUGAUGAAUAUACGUCUAUUGAAUCAGAUCAAAUGAAUUCCGAUGAAGAUGAAAAUGUCUUAACUGAAAACGAUGUUGAGGAAGUUUCAAGUUCAUCAUUCAAUGAUCAAUCAACACAUUCUGAACAAAAUAUUCAUGAAGCAUAUUCUUAUCGAUCAAAUGAAGUUCCAACUGCUCGAUCAAUAGUUUUUGAAGCUGCUAAAUCAAAUUCAAUAACAACAGAUCCUUUAACAUUAAGUUUACCGACAGAUAAUAUGAGUAAUGAGGUUAAUAGCAUAUUAAAUACAAGAAUAUAUGAAUCAAUAUCAUUCAAUGAAACAUUACCAUUUAUAACUGAUGGUGAUUUAAUAUUUGCUGAUAUUUUAGAACAUAGUACAGAUGAUGAACAAAAUAUAAGUCUACAUUCGAAUGAUAAUCAAUUAAACUCUUCUCUUUUUCGUGAAACUAGACAUCAUAAUACAGAUCAAUCAGCAAUUAUUUCGAGCACAUUUCUAUCAUAUCAUCGUCCACGAUAUCAAACUUCGUCACAUAAUUUAAUUUUACGUAAUUCUGAAAAUCAUCGCUCAAGAAUAUCAACUGGUCAUUAUACUCAGGAAUAA
Molecule: messenger RNA, 2079 nt
Organism: Rotaria sp. Silwood1
Lineage: Eukaryota; Metazoa; Rotifera; Eurotatoria; Philodinida; Philodinidae
Source: the annotation of a GenBank genome assembly